CUUUUAUUUCCCCUCUAAUCACUCACUUCUACAAUAUUACCACUUACGAGUUACGUGUACACACUCCUUAAAUUCCCACCAUUUCUUUCUCCAAUUUUGCUAAAUCAUUCUUCUUAAAUUAAAAAUAGAUAAAGGGGUAAAAUGGCGGGAAGAUGGGUUGCGGUAGACUCAGCAACCCAAACUUCAGAUUUCGGGUCGGAUGAUGAAGAGUCAUACACGUUACAUGAGAUGGGGAGUUCGAGCCCGAAAGUGGAUACUUCUCAGCCUUUCGGGUCCGUUGAAGAAGCGGUAAUUCGGUUCGGAGGUCGUGGGUUUUGGAACCCUCAACCCAUUCUCGAUGUUGAUCCGGCUACUGCUACUGAUGACAAUUGUCAAAAUACUGAUGUCCAUAAACUUGAUGAACGAACAGCAACGAUGUUGAAAGAUCUGCAAAGGAAAGAACAAGAAACACAUGACAUCUUGAAAGAACUUGAGUUAACCAAAAGGCUUGUAGAAGAGCUAAAACUGAAGGUGCCAAAAGAUCAAGUUCAUGACCAAUGCACAUCAAACCCAUGCUUAGGCUUUCAAAGGCAACCGAACCACGAGUUUUAUGUGAACAAAUAUCCUGUGGAUUCCACAACAAUCAAGAAUGAAGAACAAUUGAACUUGCUUCCAUCAACUGCUGCUGGACUGAUAAUGAUGGAAUUAAAGCAAGCGAAAAACAACCUGUAUCAGAACACCAAUGAUCUUGCUGAACUUCGCGCUUCUGUUGAGGCUCUCAGCAGAAAGAUGGACAGGGAGAAAACCUCAGUUGAACUGCAACCUUCGAGUACUCAUGUCAAUGAAGCUAGACAUGAAAUGAAAGUUAGGAAUGAAGCGUUUAACCCAUUAGCUAUCUCAAGAGAGCUUAGAGAGUUGAAUUUCGAGGCUGAUCAGUUUAUGAAGACAGCUGAAGCAGCAAGAUCAGAAGUUCUGAAGGCAAUGUCAGAUGUAGAACAGACAAAAACAAGCCUUAGAGUGAUAGAAAUGAGAUGGGUUGUUGCCAAGAAGCUUGAGGAUGCUGCUAAGGCUGCUGAAUCUCUUGCUUUGGCUGAGAUCAGGGCUUUAUCAUCGAGCAAUGAAGGUAUAUCAUUCGAGGGUUAUAAUCAGCAAAACGCGGGAAGAAUUAGUCUGUCAAUUGAAGAGUAUUCUAGUUUGAGUAAUAAAGCUCAAAAAGCUGAAAACUUGUUGAAAAGGAGGGAGAUGGAUGCUUUGAGGAAGAUAGAAGAAGAAACAGAGGAGAAACUGAUGAGUAAGAUGGGAUUUAGGAACAAUAUGCCUUUACACCCUCGAAGGGAUCCUAGGCUGCUCGAUUCCAACGAGUUUGAGUACAUGAGAAAUGAUCAGUGUUAUAAGCCAGUUGCAAGGCCAACAACUACUUCAAUAGGAGACAUAUUGAGCAGGAAACUUGUGCUGAGGGAUGAUUUAGAAGAAAGUGGUGGUGGUGGUGGCGGUGGUGGUGGUGGAGGAGGGAGGCAAAGGGUGUCGUUGAACCAAAUGCUACGACGACAUAGAGGAGAGACAAGUCCACCUAAGAGAAGAGAGAAAGAUGGUAAUGAGGGAAAGAGUUUCUUCUCCAAGAGAAAGGGUCUGGGGUUUGUGCAUAUAUCACUUCCAAUGUCAAAGCAGAGUAAAAAUAAGAUUCAGUCUUUGAAUUUUUGGAGAGGAGACAACGAAUAGAAGGAUGGAGUUGUAUUAGUUGAAUACUUGUUUGCCAUAUUCUUGAUUGGCUGUGUGGUGCUUAGCUUGCUCAUGCUACUUAUAAUGCUUAUAUGUAUGUUGUAUGUAAAGGAGUUGCUCUAUUUGAUUUGUGCUUGUAUUGGAUUGUGAGAUUCGUUCAUGUUCUUUAUUCCAAUAUAACCAUUGUUCGAGUCGAA
Messenger RNA from Spinacia oleracea (spinach), 1895 nucleotides. Its product is annotated as WEB family protein At3g51720. The record is from RefSeq and is a predicted model, not a curated record. Lineage: Eukaryota; Viridiplantae; Streptophyta; Magnoliopsida; Caryophyllales; Amaranthaceae. Gene Ontology annotation, cellular component: cytosol. The coding region runs from base 142 to 1698 and encodes 518 amino acids. The transcript has 2 exons. Gene Ontology annotation, biological process: chloroplast avoidance movement; chloroplast accumulation movement.